UCACAUGGUUUACAAAUAUUUUUGCAGAAUAUUGAUUAACCAGUCAACAUAAGUCAUGGACCAGGAUUUGUAUGAUGAGUUUGGGAAUUAUAUUGGUCCAGAACUAGACAGUGAUGAUGAUGAUGAAGAGGAUUCUGAUGAUGAAAGAGAAGAACAAGUCGACAGGGAAUAUGGAGAUGAUGAUGAUGAAAUGGAACAAGAUGAUGAUCAGAACGAGAUGCAGGUGGUUCUUCACGAGGACAAGAAGUAUUACCCCACGGCGGAGGAGGUUUACGGACCAGAAGUCGAGACCAUCGUUCAAGAGGAAGAUACCCAACCUCUGACAGAACCAAUCAUUGCUCCAGUGAAAAAGAAGAAAUUUGCCAUGACAGAACAGGAUUUACCUGCAACUACCUACAACAUGGAGUUUUUGGCAGAUUUGAUGGACACCCCAGAACUGAUAAGGAAUGUUACACUGUGUGGACAUCUUCACCAUGGCAAAACCUCGUUUGUGGACUGUCUGAUUGAGCAAACACAUCCAGAGAUCUACAGUAAAGACGACAAAGAUAUACGCUACACAGACACUCUCUUCACAGAGCAAGAGAGAGGGGUCAGUAUAAAGGCUUCCCCAGUUACUGUAGUCCUCCCUGAUUCACGAAAUAAAUCAUUCCUGAUGAAUCUCUUUGAUACUCCUGGACAUGUGAAUUUUUCUGAUGAGGUAACAGCAGCAUUCCGACUGAGUGAUGGCGUGGUUAUAUUUAUUGAUGCAGCUGAGGGAAUAAUGUUGAACACAGAGCGACUUUUGAAGCAUGCUGUGCAAGAGAAACUACCUGUCACAAUUUGUCUGAACAAGAUUGACCGCCUCAUUCUGGAACUAAAGCUCCCACCCACAGAUGCAUACUACAAAUUACGACACACUCUGGAGGAGGUCAACUCACUUAUCAGUGUGUACUCUGAGGACGAGACUGGAUCCAUGGUGUCUCCAUUGCUGGGAAAUGUGUGCUUUGCCAGCUCAUACUAUAGGUUCUGUUUUACACUAGGAUCCUUUGCCAAGAUCUAUAGUGAUUCCUUUGGUGGAAUAAAUGACAAAGAAUUUGCAAGAAGACUUUGGGGUGACAUUUACUUCAACAGUAAAACAAGAAAAUUCACAAAGAAACCUCCCUCCAGUUCAUCUCAAAGAAGCUUUGUGGAGUUUGUUCUGGAGCCUUUGUACAAGAUUUUUGCACAGGUUGUUGGAGAUGUAGAUGAGUGUCUACCCAGACUCUGUGAUGAGCUUGGAAUUUCACUUACGAAAGAAGAAAGAAAGUUGAACAUCCGACCGCUUCUAAGGCUUGUCUGUAAUCGCUUCUUUGGAGAUUUUGCAGGAUUUGUGGACAUGUGUGUGAACUUUAUCAAAUCCCCUGUGGGCAAUGCCCAGGCUAAAAUAGAGCAUAUUUACACAGGGCCCUCGGAUAGUGACCUGGUGGAUAAUAUGUGUCAGUGUGACCCAGAUGGUCCACUGAUGAUUCAUACAACCAAACUCUACCCUACUCAGGACGCGACCAGUUUUCAUGUGUUGGGUCGGAUUAUCAGUGGAACUCUCCUUGCUAAUCAAGAAGUCCGGAUCCUUGGAGAAAAUUACUCACUACAGGAUGAAGAGGAUUCCAGAUUUGGACAAGUGGGACGACUCUGGGUUUCUGAGGCUAGAUACAAAGUGGAGGUCAACCGAGUGCCAGCUGGGAACUGGAUUCUCAUAGAAGGCAUUGACCAACCCAUUGUCAAGACAUCAACAAUAACCGAUGUCUCUAAUUCUGAUGAGGUGUAUAUAUUUCGGCCAUUGAAGUUCAAUACAAGUUCUGUCAUCAAGAUUGCGGUGGAACCAGUUAAUCCUUCAGAACUUCCCAAAAUGUUGGAUGGAUUACGUAAAGUCAACAAGAGUUACCCUCUCCUUACCACUAAGGUAGAGGAGUCUGGGGAACACAUUAUCCUGGGGACAGGUGAGCUGUACCUGGACUGUGUGAUGCACGAUCUGAGGAAGAUGUACUCAGAGAUAGAUAUUAAGGUGGCAGAUCCAGUGGUGUCCUUCUGUGAGACCGUGGUUGAAACUUCCUCACUCAAGUGUUUUGCAGAGACACCAAACAAAAGAAACAAGCUGACAAUGAUCGCAGAACCCCUGGAGAAGGGUUUGGCUGAGGACAUAGAGAAUGAAGUGGUACAGAUCACCUGGCCUAGGAAACGACUGGGAGAAUUCUUCCAGACAAAGUAUGACUGGGAUCUGUUAGCUGCCAGAUCUAUCUGGGCCUUUGGUCCAGACGCUACAGGACCAAACAUUCUAGUAGAUGACACCCUGCCCUCGGAGGUUGAUAAGAGUUUACUUGGAGCUGUCAAAGACAGCAUUGUCCAGGGAUUUCAGUGGGCGACGAGAGAGGGACCACUCUGUGAUGAACCCAUUAGGAAUGUGAAGUUUAAGAUUCUGGAUGCUGUGAUCGCUCAAGAGCCGCUACAUAGAGGUGGUGGUCAGAUCAUCCCUACAGCCAGACGAGUGGCUUAUUCAGCCUUCCUUAUGGCUACCCCUCGUAUGAUGGAGCCUUACAACUUUGUAGAAGUCAUGGCUCCUGCCGACUGUGUGUCUGCCGUGUACACAGUCCUAGCCAAAAGAAGAGGUCACGUUACCCAGGAUGCACCUGUUCCAGGCUCCCCGCUGUACACAAUCAAGGCCUUUAUUCCGGCCAUCGACUCGUUUGGAUUCGAGACAGAUCUGAGAACUCACACUCAGGGUCAGGCCUUCUGUCUGUCUGUGUUUCAUCACUGGCAGAUCGUCCCUGGAGAUCCUCUGGAUAAGAGCAUUCUGAUUCGACCUCUAGAGGCUCAGCCCGCCACACAUUUAGCCAGGGAAUUCAUGAUCAAGUCACGAAGAAGAAAGGGCCUGAGUGAAGAUGUCAGCAUCAACAAGUUCUUUGAUGACCCUAUGUUGUUGGAGUUAGCAAAACAAGAUGUGAUGCAGAGUUACCCAAUGUAGACUCAGACUGUGUGUUUUUAACAUCAUCACAAAGACAUUAUGUAAUAUUCAUUGUAAACUAUCAUUUCAUGACCAUGAUUAUGAAUAAUAAAUUUUAUUUGACAGAUA
Molecule: messenger RNA, 3085 nt
Organism: Saccostrea cuccullata (small rock oyster)
Lineage: Eukaryota; Metazoa; Mollusca; Bivalvia; Ostreida; Ostreidae
Product: 116 kDa U5 small nuclear ribonucleoprotein component-like
Exons: 26
Coding region: 56-2977 (973 amino acids)
Biological process (GO): mRNA splicing, via spliceosome
Cellular component (GO): cytosol; U4/U6 x U5 tri-snRNP complex; U2-type catalytic step 2 spliceosome
Molecular function (GO): GTP binding; GTPase activity; U5 snRNA binding
Source: RefSeq, a predicted model, not a curated record